CGCAAUUUUCAACCAACGCAAACAUCUGGGCAAAUUUUUGGCUUAUUUUAAUUCAGAUUCUGAGUUCUGACACCAAGACACAACAGCCCUCAAACUAAGGACCCUUUUCUUUCUUCCUGUCUUCUGAGUCAAUGGCGUCAGCUUUUUUCACUAGAACUCUCUUGCUUCACCGUCUUGUUCACUCCUCAAUCUCCAAGCCGCAAGCUUUAACUUCAUUUCUCAAUAAGAGACUGUAUUACUCACAGCAUGGCCCCAAAUAUACACCAGACAAGACAUCGUCUAUCGAAACACCUCGUGUUAUGGCUUCCUCAGUAGUUGGUACAAGGUCUUAUUAUUCAGCAUUAGCCAUGUCCACAAAUGAACCUGUUGUCUCUGUUGAUUGGCUACAUUCGAAUCUCAGGGAACCUGAUUUGAAGAUUUUGGAUGCAUCUUGGUACAUGCCAGAUGAUCAGAGAAAUCCUAUUCAAGAGUAUCAGAUGGCUCAUAUUCCUGGUGCCCUAUUCUUUGAUGUGGAUGGAAUAGCGGAUCAAAAUUCUAAUUUGCCACACAUGUUGCCAUCAGAGGAAGCUUUUGCUGCUGCUGCUUCUGCUCUUGGCAUCCAGAAUAAGGAUGGGGUGGUUGUUUAUGAUGGGAAGGGACUUUUUAGUGCAGCUCGUGUCUGGUGGAUGUUCCGAGUCUUUGGGCAUGACAGAAUCUGGGUGUUAGAUGGAGGCCUUCCAAGAUGGCGUGCUUCAGGAUUUGAUGUCGAAUCAAGUGCUUGUGGUGAUGCUAUUUUGAAAGCUAGUGCUGCUAGCGAGGCAAUAGAGAAAGUAUAUCAGGGACAUGUAGUUGGGCCAGUCACAUUCGAGACAAAGUUUCAGCCACAUCUUGUCUGGUCACUUGAGCAGGUUAAAGGAAAUAUUGAGGAAAAAGCUUACCAACAUGUAGAUGCCCGUUCAAAGGCCAGGUUUGAUGGUGCUGCACCUGAACCUCGUAGAGGAAUAAGAGGUGGUCAUGUCCCUGGAAGCAAGUGUAUUCCUUUCCCGCAGAUGUUGGAUGCUUCUCAGAUGCUGUUACCAGCAGAUGAGCUAAAGAAGCGAUUUGCGCAAGAAGGCAUUUCACCGGACAAACCUGUUGUAGCCUCAUGUGGCACUGGCAUAACUGCAUGCAUUCUUGCAUUGGGUUUGCACAGACUUGGGAAGCUGGAUGUCGCAGUCUAUGAUGGAUCAUGGACUGAAUGGGGAGGUCAUGAAGACACACCAGUCAACGCAUGUUCAUGAAAUUACCAUAGUCUGCAACCAAAAUCUUAUACACAGAUUGCAACGAUGACGCAGUUUUGUAAAAUGUUGAGUUGUGAUUUUUAUUUUUGGUGUUUAAUGUGAAAGUGUGAACCCCAUGGUUAAAAACAUUGGUGUUGAAUUCUCAAAGAGGAUGCAUGUGGGGAGUGUUUAUUAGAAAUAAGUAAUAUGUGAACCUUUAUUUCUUUGGAGAAAGCAUAGUCAAUAACUCUAAGCAAAUAUUUUAUUAUUGUUAAAAUACUAUUGCUAUAUUUGGAAUGAAAGUUUUGAUGAUUUGGCUUCCUUUA
This is a messenger RNA of Mangifera indica (mango), 1564 nucleotides long. Its product is annotated as thiosulfate/3-mercaptopyruvate sulfurtransferase 1, mitochondrial-like. The record is from RefSeq and is a predicted model, not a curated record. Gene Ontology annotation, molecular function: thiosulfate-cyanide sulfurtransferase activity. NCBI's taxonomy places the organism in Eukaryota, Viridiplantae, Streptophyta, Magnoliopsida, Sapindales, Anacardiaceae. The coding region runs from base 132 to 1259 and encodes 375 amino acids. Gene Ontology annotation, biological process: transsulfuration. The transcript has 12 exons. Gene Ontology annotation, cellular component: mitochondrion.